AUGCCCCUCGGAGACUCGAUCACUGGCAGCCCAGGCUGCUGGAGAGCUCUACUGUGGAAGAAGCUUCAGGAUAACAAUAUCAAGAAUAUCGAUUUCGUCGGAACUUUGCCACCGCAGGGAUGUGGUUUCGACUACGAUGGAGAUAAUGAGGGCCACGGUGGCCUUCUUGCGACAGACCUUGCUCGGGAGAGUAGACUAGAGCGUUGGCUUGGGGAUACGAAACCCGAUAUUGUCAUGAUGCACCUCGGCUCAAACGACGUGUGGAGUACGAAGAAGCCCGAGGAGAUUCUUGGCGCACUGGAUAAGCUGGUUGACCAAAUGCGGGCUAGCAAAGAAAGCAUGAAGAUAUUGAUUGCUCAGGUAACACCCCUAGACCCAGCCGGCUGUACAAACUGUAUGCGAGGCAUUGAGGAUUUCAACAAAGUCAUACCAAAUUGGGCGAGCAGUAAAUCAAAUGAGAAAAGCCGUAUUACUGUUGUUGACUGCCAUAAGGACUUUAAUGUCAAGGGGAUGACGCGAGAUGGUGUACAUCCCAAUGGCAAGGGCGACGAAAAGCUAGCUGAUAGUUGGUUUGAGCCCCUGGUAAAGGCCAUCAAAGGGGGCUAA
This is a messenger RNA of Colletotrichum abscissum, 606 nucleotides long. Its product is annotated as cellulose-binding protein. Lineage: Eukaryota; Fungi; Ascomycota; Sordariomycetes; Glomerellales; Glomerellaceae. The transcript has 3 exons. The record is from RefSeq and is a predicted model, not a curated record. Gene Ontology annotation, molecular function: phosphatidylcholine lysophospholipase A1 activity. The coding region runs from base 1 to 606 and encodes 201 amino acids.